AGAGGCAUGUGAGACCUCCAGGCGGGCCGUGACUACAAUGACAACGGCGUCAGCACUCUUCUUCACUGUUCUUCACUGCAUUUCUCUGCAGAGUCUGAACGGAUGCAUGACCAGCCCCACGCUGAUGAGCGACUUUGGUCGAGGCUGUGGGAGUCGGGGGGUGUCGGACAGGCCAGUCAGAUCGGAAUGCCGUCUGGAGUGGCCGAUUUUUGCAGCCAGUGGUUUGCGGUUGCUGUCUCGGGAACCACCUGCGAUCGAAAAGGGUCCAGUCACCCACCGCUGCACUGGUGGGACGCUGUGCGUCUUGGAGCGUGGGCGUCGACUUUGAAUGGCUGUCGCAGCCCCCUCGGUUGCCCCACCUCGGCAGACUUGGAAGCAAGGCCCCACUCACCUCCCACCAGUCCAGUACUUCACCCACGCACCAACCACCACGGCCGCAGCAGUCGGUCGGCCAGCCCACGGCCGCGGGCGAAGAAGCUUUUCGAUGGCUCUCGCAAACCUGUCAAAGUGUGGGCUUCUCCGAACAUGACCGUGGCGGCGGGAGGGCAAAUGCAUGCAGGCAUGUGUCUGUACUUGCCCUGCACCAGACAAAUGACGGUAAUGCGCGUCCAGAAUUGUGUUAGACUUUACUACUACUGGUCUUGGGACUGCCCGUUUUCUUCUCGUCAAGUCCCGCGUUCCGUGUUUCCACGCUCGACGUUUCAUCCAACGUGCACGAAGCGAGAAGCCGUCGUUUUGGCAGACGGUUUUAUUCGAUUCCAUUCAUACCUACCUAGGUUACCUGGGCUCUCUCAUUUGUGCUUGUCUCUGGUCCUCUUGGCCCAUCGCCUCUCGGCCGGCCAUCAACGCUCCACCUGGCCUGCAUAUCCCGUCGUUGCUGCUGCCCUGCCCUGCCCUCUGCUUUCCCUUGCUCCCUCCAUAUGACCUGUCUCCUCCUCGCCAACCAUAGACAGCACUU
Molecule: messenger RNA, 958 nt
Organism: Lasiosphaeria miniovina
Lineage: Eukaryota; Fungi; Ascomycota; Sordariomycetes; Sordariales; Lasiosphaeriaceae
Exons: 2
Coding region: 103-924 (273 amino acids)
Source: RefSeq, a predicted model, not a curated record